This is a messenger RNA of Colletotrichum acutatum, 1212 nucleotides long. RefSeq lists its product as uncharacterized. The record is from RefSeq and is a predicted model, not a curated record. Lineage: Eukaryota; Fungi; Ascomycota; Sordariomycetes; Glomerellales; Glomerellaceae. The annotation marks the transcript as partial. The transcript has a single exon.
GGUCAGGUCCCUUUCAACUAUGACGACGAUUCGGUAAACUUCCUUUAUUCCCUUCCACUGUUCACCCCUCUGACCACUCCACAGUCCAUCCCGCGCAGUGUGCCUGCUACCACUCCCACUCCCGCCGCCGUCGCAACGGCGAGACUGGUGCACCCCAAGCCCAGAUCACCCCCCUUUCCUGCCGAUUUCAUCCACCGUCGCAGCCUGUCAACCGCACCGACAGACGCGAUUCCCUACAGCAUCCUCAACAGACAAGGCCUCUUUGAAGCCGGCACUCCUAAUCCCCAAUCGUACCUGACUCCAGCUCACACUGCAUCCAGAGACCUCACAACCCCCGUCGUAAAUGGAAAGAUCCUCAAGCGUAUCCCCAAGCCCGCCAAGGCCAAGGACGUGGACGCCUCAGACUGGUAUGACUCCCUCCCCGAGGCACCUACGCCCUGGGGCGGCCACGACCAUACAAAGCCCAUGUUUCAGUACAACAAAGAGGGCGAGCUGCUACCGAAUCUGCGCUUCACCCGUGAGCAGAUCCUGUACUAUAUCAGGGAGCGGAAGCAGCGAGGUCUUCCCCUCACCCUCUGGAUCCAAAAUGUUCCCCAUGGCUGUAAGACGCGCGUGGGCGAUGACAGACUACGCGCGUGCCGCUGGUCAGGCUGCCCAGCCUACAAGGGCACCAUCCUGAAGGGCUUCUGGCGCGUCUGCUUCGACGAGCGGCCCAAAACCUCGGGGAAGCAGCACGAUCCGUACCACAACGCGGGCUACAUGCACUUGUGGUGUAUGGAUCGCUGCUUCGAUCUCCUCGAGGUUGCCCAAGCAUUCGACCUGAAGCCCGAUGCCCGCUACUUUGAAAAGGAAGAGCGCAACCCCAUGGCCAUGACCCGUGAUCACGACGAGCUGGUGAUGGAGUUUGAAGAGUGGCGCAUGUCCCAGCAGGCCGCCUACGAAGAAUGGCAAAGGUCGGCAGAGACGAACAAGAUGAUGGGUCUCCCCAUUCAGAACCGCCAGGUCGGCCGGGAAGCCAAGCUAUGGUACGUGCUGACGACCAAGCACCUGGCGCUGGAGACCCCGGUGCGGAGCAACAUGCGGAAGAAGAGGAACGGCAUUUCCAUUGACAAGCACAAGGGCGACCUCGAUUGGUACGUGGAGAGAGUCAACGAGAAAAAUGUGUCCAAAAAGGGGCACUCCAUCGUCGAGGAGCUUGACAGCGACGACGAA